UUCAAUUUUCAUAACCGUAAACUGUUGUCAUCUCUAAUAAGAAAUAACUAACACACCAUUCUCUCUCUCUCUAGACUCUACCUAUCCACCUUGGCCGCAGAAACAAACCCCCAAAGUUCCCAAGUUUUUCUUUGUCAAUUUCUUUCCUCAUCGGCAUUCACAAGGCCUUAAAUCUGGUGAUAAUGUCUUUCCACUGAAUCCCAUAAAAACCCACUUGUCCUUCACAUUCUCAUCACUCUUUAAACUACUUUCUCUCUUUCCAACUCUCUAAAAAUGCUUCAAACCAGUCUAUGAAAGAUCAAACUUCUUUCUUCAUUUCUUUCCCCUUUGUUGUUCUGUGUGUAUAGAUGGAACAAGAGGCGACCAAGAAGAAUGGGAAUAUUGAGAAUGAGCCAGUGAGAUUGAGAUGUUCGGUUCAGUAUAGUGAUUGGGGCAAAAUUGGAAAAGAUUCCAAGGUUGCGAGGCUGUUUUCGCUGAAUUCUGGGUUGGAAAUUGAACCCAGUAGGCAUUCUGCAGAGCUUUGGAUGGGAACCCAUGAGUCAGGGCCUUCGUAUGUGGUGGAAAACGGCCAAAUUGGUGGUGGGUCUUCUGGGUUUGACUCGGCAAGUCUGAAGACUCUGAAGUCGUGGAUUUCGGAAAACCCUAGUGUUCUUGGUUCUAAGGUUGUGGAGAAGUGGGGAACCGAUCUUCCAUUCUUGUUCAAGGUGCUCUCAGUUGCAAAAGCAUUAUCUAUACAGGCGCAUCCAGACAAGGAAUUAGCAAGCGCUCUGCAUAAAGCGAAACCAAAGCUCUACAGAGAUGAUAACCACAAGCCUGAGAUGGCUUUGGCUCUUACAGAAUUUGAGGCCUUGUGUGGAUUUGUCAGUAUUGAGGAGCUUAAAGAUUUGCUUCAUGAUGUUCCUGAGAUUAUAGAUCUGGUUGGUAAUGCUGAAGCCAAUGAAGUUCUACUUAUUAAUGAGCAAUAUGAUGAGAACAGAGUAAAAGCCAUUCUGCAGUCAAUCUUCACCCAGUUGAUGACAGCAAGUGAGAAUGCAAUCACAGAAGCAGUAUCCAAGAUGAAACAACGUCUGAACAUGGACACUAAGGUGAGAUGUUUGACGGACAAGGAACAGCUGGUAUUAAGGCUAGAGAAGCAAUAUCCCGCUGAUAUUGGUGUUAUGUCUGCCUUAUUUCUCAACUACGUGAAGCUUAAUCCUGGUGAAGCCCUGUAUCUAGGUGCCAACGAACCCCAUGCAUAUAUAUCUGGUGAAUGCAUUGAAUGCAUGGCAACCUCAGAUAAUGUUGUGCGUGCUGGCCUCACCCCAAAGUACCGAGAUGUCCAAAUUCUGUGUUCCAUGCUUACAUACAAACAGGGCUUUCCUGAAAUUCUCCAGGGUGUUCUCUUGAAUCCAUAUACAAAGAGGUACCUCCCACCCUUUGACGAGUUCGAAGUUGAUCAUUGCAUUCUUCCCCAAGGAACAUCGGCAAUACUUCCUGUAGUCCAAGGACCAUCCAUUUUCCUUGUUACAGCGGGGGAUGGGACAAUGCAAACGAGGACGGGCUUAUCUGGAGAAAUGAUAUCAGAAGGUUCUGUUCUUUUUGUGCCUUCCAACACUGAGAUUACAGUAACCACCAGAGAAGGAAUGCAACUUUUUAGGGCUGGGGUGAAUAGCAAGUUUCUUUCAGAGAAUGAAGCGGAAGAAGUACCAUUUGUUACUUUAUAAGUUCUAGCCAGAUUUACAUGCUUUAUAUGUAUACUUUUCAUUUUUUUUUUUUCUUUAAUAAUUGUAUGAGCUAAGAUGGUGCUCCCUCAUGUGAACGCUGGAAGUAUAUAUAAUAGUGAUAAUAUAGUGAAAGAAAGAUUAAAAAUUAUAAUGAAA
Messenger RNA from Macadamia integrifolia, 1859 nucleotides. RefSeq names its product mannose-6-phosphate isomerase 1-like. The transcript is spliced from 5 exons. Lineage: Eukaryota; Viridiplantae; Streptophyta; Magnoliopsida; Proteales; Proteaceae. Gene Ontology annotation, cellular component: cytosol. Gene Ontology annotation, molecular function: zinc ion binding; mannose-6-phosphate isomerase activity. The record is from RefSeq and is a predicted model, not a curated record. Gene Ontology annotation, biological process: GDP-mannose biosynthetic process; carbohydrate metabolic process. Bases 348 to 1703 code for a protein of 451 amino acids.